AUGGCUCGCCGCCUCCUCGCGCGCCACUUCCUCCCGCAUCUCCGCCUCGGCCUCGCCGCGCGGUGCCCCGGGCCUCUGCCGGCUCUGGCCAUCACGCGCUGCCGCAGCGCCGGUCCUUGUUUCGCUCUGAUUGGACCCCCCGGAGGGAAACGAUUCUUUGCUGAUGAUCGCUCGCACUAUGACCUGUUUGGUAAAAGAAGGCCAGGCGAUGAAGAGUUUAGGAAAGCUUGGCAAGAGCAUGUUGACGAGGAGGACUGCCUAUGGACCGGUAGUGAGGAUGAUGAGGAGGAAGAGAACGAUACAAAAUUGCAGAGGGAAAUUAAAAAAGUGAAGAGACAAGCCAAGGAAAAUGCAAAUCUAAUUGAUGCUGAUGACAGUGAUGAAUUAAGAAGUAUAUGCUCUGAGAGUGAUGUAGACGAUAUGGCGCUCUGGAGUGGCAGUGAAGAUGACGACGAUGAUGACAUUCCUACUGAUGCACACCCCAAUGAGCGCAGUGAUUCUUAUAUAGACAAGGUGUUUGAAUUUGAUGAAGCACCUAAAUAUCGCACGAUCUCAGAGUUGUUAAAAGCUGAGAAGGAGCCGCCAGAGCUCUCUCCAGGAAAGCAAGCAAGGAAGCUUGCUGUAGAAAAUGCUCUGAAGAAGUUGAAGAAAGGGCCUGAUGGACGCUACAUUAAUGUGUUUGAUGUUGUCACUGAUAUAGAUAUCCUUAUUGGUGCGUUUGAGAACAUUGUUUCAGGACCAGAAUACGCUGAGCUGCGGGAGGGUGGACCAAAGAAGCUUAAUAUACAGUUCUUUAAGGACAUACAAGCACGCAUGAGGGACCCAAAUUUCAAAUUUUCUCCAGAGUUAAAACUAAAGCCCAAGAGUAAGUUAGUGCCUAGGAAAAAGUGGCAGAAAGCACAGGCAAGGAAGAGGAAAAAUGAAAGACGUUGAGUCCAGAUCAAAUCAUAGUGUAUUUCUCUGCCUCUUCAAGUAGUAGAUGUUAGUCUGUCUGUAGUGCUAUUUUAGAAUGAACAUCUUUUGUGCGAUGGCACAAGUGCUUAUGAAAAAUAUUCUCUUAUAAUUCCCAUAUCUCUUCCAAUCAAAACAAAAUGUGGUUCUGAAUUGUAUAGUAUAUCCUAAUUCACCAAGCAGAGUGUCUGAUGCUGACCAUUUAUGCUUCAAUUGUGGGCAUCCAGUGUC
Messenger RNA from Oryza brachyantha (malo sina), 1182 nucleotides. RefSeq lists its product as uncharacterized. The transcript has 2 exons. NCBI's taxonomy places the organism in Eukaryota, Viridiplantae, Streptophyta, Magnoliopsida, Poales, Poaceae. Bases 1 to 933 code for a protein of 310 amino acids. The record is from RefSeq and is a predicted model, not a curated record.